AGGGGACGGGAGAGGAGCUGAGUCCGAGCAAUGAGCGGGGAUACAGGCGCUGAGUGACCCAACCCCGGCGAAUCGAGACCAAGACUCGAGUGGACACAGAGUCCGGCAGGGAGACCGCUGGGGACAGGAGCCUGGACAGGGUUUGCUAUGUGUCCUGUGGCUGCUGGCGUCUUGGAUUUCAAGGUGCUGAAUGAUCCAUACGAGAACCUCAUGCGGCAUCACCUGCAACAUUACGGCUAUUACACAGAUCGCACAGGCAACUAUUGUGGAGCGAUGAAGGUGCAGAGCUGGCAGCAGGACGCGGGCCUGACGUCAAGCGGGAACGUCCCGGAGUCCAACGACAGCAGCAGCACCGCCAAUGAAGAGGAGCCCCGCAAACUGAACUAUGCCUUCAUCAACGAGUACAAGUGGUUGAGGACACGGCAGCUAGUGUUUGACAGCCCUGCUGGGAGGCAUCUCCCACGUCUGCGGGAGCCACGCAGUCUCUAUGCCGUGGCUGGUGGGACCCGCCUUCUCCCUCUCCGCUGGCCCACAGAGUGCGAGGUCAUCAGGGAGAAGAUGCACCACAUUGAAUGGACACCACCAGAGCCAGAGAGGCUGUACCAGCCCAGCCAGCAGGAGCACAUGCCCACCUGCUCGGAGGAUGAAGGAAAGGACACAGUGUUUGCCAUCGAUCCAGCCAACCAAGGCUCAUACUUCACGUUUUCUCGUAUUGGAGGUCGCCGGGGCCCUUUGCGUCUUGCCACGAUUGGUUCAAGCAGUAGAGAUGCCAGCACUUUGAUCUUUGAGUCAAGGUUUGAAAGUGGAAAUCUACAGAAAGCCACCAGAGUUGACAGCUACGAGUACGAGCUGACUCUGCGCACUGACCUCUACACAGACAGGCACACCCAGUGGUACUACUUCCGGGUCCAGAACAUGCAGCCAGGGGUCAGCUACCGCUUCACCAUCAUCAACCUGAUGAAACGCACCAGCCUGUAUAACCUGGGCUUGAAACCCCUGCUGUACUCGGAGCGAGAGGCCCAGCUGAGGCAGGUGGGGUGGCACCGAGUGGGCAAGGACAUCCGCUACUACAAGAACAACUUGAGUCAGGAGGGCAAGAGCAUGUUCUCCCUCACCUGGACCUGCCAGUUCCCACACAGUAAUGACAAAUGCUUCUUCGCCCACUCUUACCCCUACACCUACUCGGACCUCCAGCGCUAUCUAAACUCCAUCGCUAGUGACCCCAUCCGCUCCCAUUACUGCAAGCUGCGGGUGCUGUGUCAUAGCCUGGCUGGAAACCUGGUUCACGUGCUGACCAUCACCUCUCCGAAUGGUAGGCAGGACCCCCGCCCGGCCAAGCAGGCGGUGGUGAUCACGGCCAGGGUCCACCCGGGGGAGACCAAUGGGUCAUGGGUGAUGAUGGGCUUCCUAGACCACCUCCUGGGAACCUCCGACGAUGCCCAGCUCCUGCGCGACAUGUUCAUCUUCAAGGUCGUGCCGAUGCUGAAUCCGGACGGCGUGAUCGUGGGGAACUACCGCUGCUCGCUGGCUGGCCGUGACCUGAACCGCAACUACAGCACCGUGCUGCGGGAUUGCUUUCCCUCUGUCUGGCACACCAAGAACAUGGUGCAGAGGUUGAUAGAGGAGCGGGAGGUGGUCAUUUACUGCGACUUCCACGGCCACAGCAGGAAGAGCAACGUCUUCAUGUACGGCUGCAGCGGCGGCGGCCAGCUGUCCACACAGCGUCUCAGCGAGAGAGUCUUCCCCCUGAUGAUGAGCAAGAACGCAGCUAACAAGUUCUCUUACCAGAGCUGCAAGUUCAAGGUUCAGAAGAGCAAGGCGGGCACGGGCCGGGUGGUGAUGUGGAAGCUUGGGAUCGCACACAGUUACACCAUGGAAACAACGUUUGCUGGAUCCACUUUGGGCAACCGCAGGGCCACCCACUUCAGCACGGAAGACCUCAAGUCUCUGGGAUAUCACUUCUGUGACACUCUGCUGGAUUUCUGUGAUCCGGAUCAUUCAAAGUUUGAACAGUGCCUGGCAGAGGUGCGUGCAGCUCUACAAAAGGAGGUGCGCCAGCGUCUGGAGAAGCUGGGCCGCGAGUAUCAUUCAGAUAUGGUGCUCAGUGAUCUCACUUUAUCAGACUUGGAGUCAAGCACCAGUGGAUCAAACAGCACUGAGUCAGAUGGACCUCCCGCGCAUUUAAUGAGGCUGGCAGCAAAGUGUCGCCUGAGGAAGAAGCGGCUGAGGAGCAGAAAGGAAAGGAACCGACUGAGGCAGCGUCACUUCUUCACUGGCUUCUCCCCGCCAGCACCACCAAAGCACCCGACAGCUUCGGGCAAGAAAAGAACCGAGGAGAACGAACCCCCAAUCAACUUUGAAAAAACAGGAAAAGCCGAGGCAAUAAUGGCCAAGGCACGGCUGCAACACACACACAGGGACCAGGUUCUGAAACCACCCCCGUGGAUACCAAACACUGCAAGUGGACUCUCCGUUAUCUGUAGUGUAAACACCAAAAACAAGACUGCUUGGUUUGAGGCAAUGUCAUCAGCCUACAUGCACAGGCAACCUCAUGCUCCUCCAGGCCAGAAGUAUGACCAGUUUGUAUGGGACAGUGGGCUCAGUGCCAGCGGCCCUAGUCCUGUGACCGUACAGCAGCGAGCAGUGAGCCAGCGCCACGCUCUUCCGAUGAGCAUCGUCGACCGGCAGCAGUCGUGGGAUCCCCAGCAGGAGUCCAUUGCCCCCAUCAAGCUGCACCCGCUUCCCUUCGAUGCAGAGCUGGCGUGCGCAGAUACACUGCGGCGGUAUUUGAGUGACUACAGCUGGAAACCAGGUAGUUUGCCUCUGAGACGUGCUCCCUCCGCAAGCAUAGCAACCCUAAAUCGGUCUCUGAGCACACACUCAGCAUCCAGCCCCAGGGCUGUGAUGUCGAAUCGACAGCUCACUUCAAAGUCAGCAGCUCCUCACCUGGAAGAUCUAAAGCCAGUGGCACCACCGGAUGUAACGAGUCUGGCCGAUGAUGGAUUAGCCACCAGGCUGCCAACAGAAGCUAAAUCCAAGCCAGUUGCAGCCGCAGAAGCAGGCAAUCCCCUGGGAUCAAUGAUGUCUUUCACACAACCUGUCUCCGUGGGUUCUGAGAUGACUGAUGAUCUUGGUGUGGGAUCGGCAGAGUGUGCCACAGCUGCAUAUCAUUUACACAUUGGGGAGCCAAGUUCUCUGCCUCAGGGCCAGGAUAGACAGGAGAUGUGCAUGGGAACCGAUGUGCCAUCAAGGAAGAACAUCAAAGCUCCCCCUGAUGUCAACAAGUCUCCCACGAUGGCCCAGAGUAGCAGUGGAUCCAGGGCACCUGUGAGCGAGAGGGGAAAGCGGGCCCCACCAGUCAUGCUCAGCAUGGCGACAGCCUCGCUGGUCAGCCUGGACACCGUGUUGGAGCAGAACGAAAGUGUGAACAAUGUGGAGGAUAGGCUGUACAAGGUUGCACCUCCAUUUGAACCCCAUCCAUCAGCUCCUCAAAUGAUCAGCGCCAUAGUGAAUCGCAAGAGAAACAAACUACAGACAUACCCGAAGUUCCCAGCCAGAAGCAACACACUCAUACUACCCAAAGUGGUGAGCGGGACAACAGUGGCAAUGCACCAGCCCAGCAGGGGACCUUCAGGUACAAGGCAGCCAUUGGACCCCCCUGCCACAGAAGGCACAGAUAGGCACAGGCAAGCACCGGGCAGAAAGCCGCCAGAACUGCAGGAAAGGGACUCGGAGUGUGAGAGGCCGCGAAAGAUGGAACGCAAUCUGCUGGUGGAAUCCCUCAAAGACCCGUUGUCUACCGCAGGCAUGUGGCAGGAUGGCGAGCAGCAAACACAACCCGCUAAUCCUACAGACACCAGCGCUGACACAUAACCACUGGAUCCAUCUUUCAAUUCCGCUGCCAUCUCAUCAAACACGCUGCUCCACCUGAACCCCAACCAACCCCACACAUCUCCAGCAACACCCUCAUCAGCCUCAACCAUUUCUACCACUAUAUUUUUGGAAGGAAUCCAUUCUAUACAGUCAAUGUGAAAAUGAUUAUAUUUUUAUAUUUGAUCUGUUCUCAUGUGUGUGUGUGUGUGUGUGUGAGAUACUUGUGCAGUGAUGGCCUGCAUAUUACACUGUAAAUGAAAACCUAAUUCUGUAAACCUCUUAUUAUUCUUUUAUUGUGUGUGUUCAUUGCUGUUAGUGGUCCAGCAAAGAUUACACAUCCACCAUGAAACUCAAAAAGCCACUGAUAU
Amblyraja radiata (thorny skate) is the source of this 4241-nucleotide messenger RNA. Its product is annotated as cytosolic carboxypeptidase 2-like. Bases 148 to 3873 code for a protein of 1241 amino acids. NCBI's taxonomy places the organism in Eukaryota, Metazoa, Chordata, Chondrichthyes, Rajiformes, Rajidae. Gene Ontology annotation, biological process: proteolysis. The transcript has 24 exons. Gene Ontology annotation, molecular function: metallocarboxypeptidase activity; zinc ion binding. The record is from RefSeq and is a predicted model, not a curated record.